Molecule: messenger RNA, 1017 nt
Organism: Drosophila takahashii
Lineage: Eukaryota; Metazoa; Arthropoda; Insecta; Diptera; Drosophilidae
Product: putative gustatory receptor 59b
Biological process (GO): sensory perception of taste; male courtship behavior; chemosensory behavior
Cellular component (GO): dendrite; neuronal cell body; membrane
Molecular function (GO): sweet taste receptor activity
Source: RefSeq, a predicted model, not a curated record
AGGUUCCAGAGUACAAUUUUUUCCCGGGCUUAUGCUCUAGUGGCGAAUAUCGUAACACUUACAAUGCUGCCCAUCGUUAUGUGGCAAGCUCGAUUGACUUUCCAGGCGAAAAUGCGCUAUACACAGCUCAUUUUGAUAACCUAUAAUGUGCGGUAUCUGGUGUCCUAUGCGGUUAUACUGUAUACGGUCCUUUCGCGAGGUUUCCGAGAUACAGCAUUUAAGGAAAUGCAACCUUUGCUGCUGCAAUUACUAAAGGAGGAAAAGCGAGGUGGAGGAAUAGAAAGCGCAAGGAGAUCCCUGAUGAUUCUUAUAUGUAUCAAGUUCUUCCCCGUAUCGUGGUUGUGCCUCACCGAAACUGUAUUCUUGUUCUAUUCCCUUGAUGUUAAUAGCUGGAUGAGCAUAGCGAAAUAUAUUUUCAUGACCAAUGCAUGGAAUAUGCUGGAAAUGGUGCCAAUGGGCUAUUUUCUCGCCAUGUGGCACAUUGCCCGUGGCUUUGAUUAUGUGAAUAAGCGCUUGGAUAAGAUUAUAAAAUCAAGAUCUUCUAGAAACUUGAAGGAGCUGCAGCAUCUCUGGUUACUUCAUGUCCGGCUCAGCAAAACAGCGAUAGAAAUAAACAAGAUCUAUGGCCCCCAGAUGUUGGCAUCGCGCUUCGAUAACUUUAUAAUUGGCGUAGUCCAAGCCUAUUGGGGAGCCUUUUUUACCUUACGGGUAUCCACACCUGUUUAUUGGCUGGUCUACGGAUGUGUUCAAUAUCAAAUUCGAUCACUGGACUACUACCUCAACGAUUACCUGGCCGAUUUGGUUGUGAAGUAUCAGGCUUUGGCAAAGCAUUCCUGGAGUGAAGUUCGCUGGACGAAAGAGACGAGUUCCUAUGUGACCUACGUCAAUAGUUUGAAGCUACAACUCUGGACUUGUGGACUUUUUCAAGUGGAUCGAAGCAUGUGGUUUAACAUGAUGACCAGCAUCUGGUAUUACAUAUUAGUGCUACUGCAGUUUCAUUUUGUUAUGGAGAAAUAA